CUCGGUGACAGCUCAAAAUGCAGCCCAGCCGGUAAAUGCGUGGCCCCCUUCGUUACAUUUCGAGCCGAGCACAGUCUUGGAGUUACUAUGAUCGAAUGAUAGCGCCCGAAAACGGAUGUCGGUUUUCCUGGAAUAAAAUGAUAUAUCCUCCUGGGAGCCUGGGUUCCGAGAUGGUGAAGUAAAGGCUGCGCUGGUGUUGAUCGGUUCGACUUAUACCCUUUCUCUGUGAGAUAAUAACGAGCAAGUCAUCGUCUCUCACCAAUAGCGAUUUGUCUACCGCUACGCUCAACUUUGUCUAGGUUGCUUGUUUUCUCGUGUGGCUUCUUAACUACCUCUCGUGCCUCACUAAACCACAGUCGACUUGUACGGAGCUUCUACACGCAGCCUCCGAUUUCCUAGUUCCAGUUCCUCUUGUCCUCUCAAUCUAGGCAUAAUGGCCUCUCCCAGGUGGAAAAUCGCCGUUGCUGCGGAUGAUGCGGGUGUUGGCUACAAAAACAAGAUCAAGGCUGACUUCGAGAACGACCCGCGAGUCGAAUCUGUAACAGACGUCGGUAGUUUCGAGGCCGACGACAAAACGGCAUAUCCACACCGCGCUGCUGCGGCCGCGCAGUUGGUGGCCGACGGGAAAGUAGAUCGUGCCCUCCUGAUAUGUGGCACUGGUCUCGGCGUCGCCAUCAGUGCCAACAAGGUCAAGGGCGUCCGCGCCGUUACAGCGCACGAUAGCUUCUCAGUGGAGCGCGCUGUACUCAGCAAUAAUGCCCAGGUGUUGUGCAUGGGUGAGCGUGUCAUUGGGCUUGAAUUAGCACGUCGAUUGGCGAAAGAAUGGUUGAGCUAUGUCUUCGACACAUCGAGUGCGAGUGCGGCGAAAGUGGAAGCGAUUAACGAGCUGGAAAAGAAGCUAUAAUAUGUCGAACAUGGCAAAUGUAUUAAAGAAGCAUGCUUCUGGCGGUUAAUGAUGGCUGAAAUUUUGCGCAUAGAUAGCUUUGGGGCCAUUUAAUACUGAUACAAUGUGUUGGUUUUUUUUUUCGGUUUUUUUUUUUUUUUUUCUUUCCUUCUUUUCGAGCGCAACUUCAAAUGCACAUAAUCACAUUGAUAAUACUCGUAACUAUAAGCCACAGGGUAUAGAACCGCAGUCUUCAUCAGUAGAUACUGUUCACACCGAUAGGGCCGUCAGUGACGGAUGACCCUUAAUCUAUAUUUCUAAGAAUAGACUCGUAGCCAGUCAUCGUAAUGACGAUAAUAGAGAAGAGCUACCGA
Molecule: messenger RNA, 1257 nt
Organism: Xylaria bambusicola
Lineage: Eukaryota; Fungi; Ascomycota; Sordariomycetes; Xylariales; Xylariaceae
Product: ribose-5-phosphate isomerase B
Exons: 2
Coding region: 434-904 (156 amino acids)
Biological process (GO): carbohydrate metabolic process
Cellular component (GO): intracellular anatomical structure
Molecular function (GO): isomerase activity
Source: RefSeq, a predicted model, not a curated record